This is a messenger RNA of Lipotes vexillifer (Yangtze River dolphin), 2554 nucleotides long. RefSeq names its product phospholipase A2 group VI (gene PLA2G6). Gene Ontology annotation, biological process: positive regulation of ceramide biosynthetic process; cardiolipin acyl-chain remodeling. Gene Ontology annotation, cellular component: mitochondrion. Lineage: Eukaryota; Metazoa; Chordata; Mammalia; Artiodactyla; Lipotidae. Bases 40 to 2457 code for a protein of 805 amino acids. The record is from RefSeq and is a predicted model, not a curated record. Gene Ontology annotation, molecular function: protein binding; long-chain fatty acyl-CoA hydrolase activity. The transcript is spliced from 16 exons.
GGGGAAGGUGGAGGGGCCUCCCCGCCGGCUCCGCGGAGGAUGCAGUUCUUUGGCCGCCUGGUCAGCACCCUCAGCAGCGUCACCAACUUGUUCACCAGCCCAUUCCGGGUGAAGGAGGUGGCCGUGGCGGACUACAGCUCGAGCGGCCGGGUCCGGGAAGAAAGGCAGCUGUGUCUGUUCCAGAACGCUCCCAGUCGCACGUGGGACUGCAUCCUGGUCAACCCCAGGAACCCCCAGAGUGGAUUCCGGCUCUUCCAGCUGGAGACAGAGGCCGAUGCCCUGGUGAACUUCCAGCAGUAUUCUUCCCAGUUGCUGCCCUUCUACGAGAGCUCCAACCACAUCCUGCAUGUUGAGGUCCUGCAGCAGCUGACCGACCUCAUCCGCAACCACCCCAGCUGGUCAGUGGCCCACCUGGCGGUGGAGUUGGGGAUCCGAGAGUGCUUCCAUCACAGCCGCAUCAUCAGCUGCGCCAACAACAGGGAGAAUGAGGAGGGUUGCACUCCCCUGCACCUGGCCUGCCGCAAGGGCGACUGGGAGAUCCUGGUGGAGCUGGUGCAGUACUGCCACGCCCAGAUGGACGUCACCGACAACAACGGAGAGACCGCCUUCCAUUACGCUGUCCAGAGUGACAAUUCCCAAGUGCUGCAGCUCCUAGGGAAGAACGCAUCAGCUGGCCUGAACCAGGUGAAUAACCAAGGGCUGACCCCGCUGCACCUGGCCUGCCAGCUGGGGAAGCAGGAGAUGGUCCGUGUGCUGCUGCUCUGCAACGCUCGCUGCAACAUCAUGGGGCCCAGUGGCUACCCCAUCCACAUGGCCAUGAAGUUCUCCCAGAAGGGGUGUGCUGAGAUGAUUGUCAGCAUGGACAGCAGCCAGAUCCACAGCAAAGACCCUCGCUACGGAGCCAGCCCCCUCCACUGGGCCAAGACCGCAGAGAUGGCCCGCCUGCUGCUGAAACGGGGCUGCGACGUGAACAGCACCAGCUCCGUGGGGAACACAGCCCUGCACGUGGCCGUCAUGCGCAACCGCUUCGACUGCGUCAUGGUGCUGCUGACCCACGGGGCCAACGCCGAAGCCCGCGGCGAGCAUGGCAACACACCGCUGCACUUGGCCAUGUCGAAAGGCAACGUGGAGAUGAUCAAGGCCCUCAUUGUGUUUGGGGCAGAGGUGGACAUCCCGAAUGACUUUGGAGAAACUCCUGCGUUCCUAGCCUCCAAGAAUAGCAAACUCGUCACCAGGAAGGCGCUCCUAACUCUGCUGAGAACCGUGGGGGCCGACUACCACUCCCCACUCAUCCAGGGGGUCUCGGCGGAGCAGUGCUCCGCAGCAACGCACUCCUCCUCCCUGGAAAGAUCUCAGCCCCCACUGAUCAGCUUCAACAACCUAGAACUGCAGGACCUCAUGCACAUCUCCCGGGCCCGGAAGCCGGCUUUCAUCCUGAGCUCCAUAAGGGACGAGAAGCGGACCCGCGACCACCUGCUCUGCCUGGACGGAGGGGGUGUGAAAGGCCUCGUCAUCAUCCAGCUCCUCAUUGCCAUUGAGAAGGCCUCGGGCAUCGCCACCAAGGACCUCUUUGACUGGGUGGCGGGGACCAGCACGGGGGGCAUCCUGGCCCUGGCCAUCCUGCACAGCAAGUCCAUGGCCUACAUGCGUGGUGUGUACUUUCGCAUGAAGGAUGAGGUGUUCCGGGGCUCUCGGCCCUACGAGUCAGGGCCCCUGGAGGAGUUCCUGAAGCGGGAGUUUGGAGAGCACACCAAGAUGACGGAUGUCAAGAAACCCAAGGUGAUGCUGACAGGGACACUGUCCGACCGGCAGCCGGCUGAACUCCACCUCUUCCGGAAUUAUGAGGCUCCAGAGUGUGUACGGGAGCCUCGUGUCGGCCAGAACGUUAACCUAAAGCCUCCAACUCAACCCUCAGAGCAGCUGGUGUGGCGGGCAGCCCGGAGCAGUGGGGCAGCCCCCACCUACUUCCGGCCCAACGGGCGCUUCCUGGAUGGCGGGCUGCUGGCCAACAACCCCACGCUGGACGCCAUGACGGAGAUCCAUGAGUACAACCAGGACUUGAUCCGCAAGGGUCAGGGCAACAAGGUGAAGAAACUCUCCGUUGUCGUCUCCUUGGGGACAGGGAGGUCCCCGCAGGUGCCUGUGACCUGUGUGGACGUCUUCCGUCCCAGCAGCCCCUGGGAACUGGCCAAGACUGUUUUUGGGGCCAAGGAACUGGGCAAGAUGGUGGUGGACUGUUGCACAGAUCCGGACGGGCGGGCCGUGGACCGGGCCCGGGCCUGGUGCGAGAUGGUUGGCACCCAAUACUUCAGACUGAGUCCCCAGCUGGGGACAGACAUCAUGCUGGACGAGGUCAAUGACACGGUGCUGGUCAACGCCCUCUGGGAGACUGAGGUCUACAUCUACGAGCACCGGGAGCAGUUCCAGAAGCUCAUCCAACUGCUGCUCUCACCGUGAGGCCGCCGGGCCCCCAGCCGUCCCCACCCCACCCCACCCGCCCAGGCCCAGCUGGGAGGCGGGGCAGAGCCAGGCCCAGGCGGCUCUGUGUCCACAG